This is a messenger RNA of Miscanthus lutarioriparius, 537 nucleotides long. NCBI's taxonomy places the organism in Eukaryota, Viridiplantae, Streptophyta, Magnoliopsida, Poales, Poaceae. The record is from the annotation of a GenBank genome assembly.
AUGAGCUCCACGGCUGCCGACGUCCUCCCGGAGCUGCCGCCGAUCAGGACGACCACGGCGCCAGCUGCGGCGCCGGAGCCGGCAUGUUCGUCGGCGGCCUCGUCGUCGACAGCGCCGGCGCCGGACGCGGAGUCCGUGGCCUUGCCUGCGGCGGAGAAGCAGCAGCAGCAGCAGCAGGGGAGGACGCCGGCUCGGAGGCCCCGGGCAGGAGCCCACGACGCCGACGUCGGAGGGGAGCAGGCUACAGCCGCUGGCCGAGUGCCCGCCGGCGCCGAGGAAGCCGGCGUGGGCGCCUCCGCCGCCGUCGUCUACGCUCGUGAAGCGCAAGUUCCCGUCGUCCGCGGCGCCGUCGUCGCGCCGCGCCUUCUUCCCCGUCGCGCGCGACCUCACCUCCGUGUUCCGGGCCCUGCCGCCCAAGAAGCGGAUCCGGGCGGGCUGACGGCCGGGCGCGGGCCCGAUCCGCGCCGCCGAGGCUCAGGUGGCCGCCAAUUGGGUUCUAAGCUACCUGGCGUACGGUGGUCGCCGCGGCUCAGGUGA